This is a messenger RNA of Petromyzon marinus (sea lamprey), 6578 nucleotides long. RefSeq names its product ankyrin repeat domain 6 (gene ANKRD6). Gene Ontology annotation, cellular component: BRCA1-A complex; BRCA1-BARD1 complex. The record is from RefSeq and is a predicted model, not a curated record. Gene Ontology annotation, molecular function: protein binding; ubiquitin-protein transferase activity. Lineage: Eukaryota; Metazoa; Chordata; Hyperoartia; Petromyzontiformes; Petromyzontidae. Gene Ontology annotation, biological process: protein K6-linked ubiquitination.
UUCGGUUUACUUUUGGUUUCGGCCGAAACCAGAAAUUCAGUUUCGGUCGGCCUCUAAUGCAAACCAAUUUGGUUCGCCGUCAUAUUUAUGCAAUCGGCGAUAACGCAUUGUCAGUGGUGCACAUGCACAAAUACUCAAAACACGUGUCAAUAACACUGCCGCUUGUACUCAUAUUCAUUUUAUGGUGAUGAAUGUGUUGACUUUUUGCGCACUCUUUGAUAUUAUUUUCCAUCUGUGGUGAAAAAACAUUACCCAAAUGAACAUAAACACAAUCCAUUGCUUGAACGAGGAUUAACCUAUUUAUUGCACGCACAAAUCCUGGAGAUUAAACCACUUGCUAUCCGGCCUUCACCAUCAUGCAAAGGCAACGGCUCAUCUCAUCACAGCUGCGUAAUGGGCAUAUGUAAGUAGAAAGCAAUUUUGUAUCUGCACAUAUAAAUAAAACAUAAUUUAGCCAUCAUCAUAUUGCCUUUCCAGAAUCACAUUUAUCCUGCAGCGUUUGUCUUAAGCGAGCAAACGCGCGGGGACUGGUUUCCGCUUCUUUGUUCUCAUCAGCAGAGUCCGGCUUGUUAAACCAACGCGUUGUCUCGACGUUUACUGGCCCCGGGGGGCACUCCGUUUUAAACGACGGGGGCCUUUUGUGCCACCUUACCAUCGCCGCGUUCCCAUUUUCGCCGAGGCAAGGAUGUUGGGGGGCUGGCGUUGCGAUUGCCGGACUUGUUUCUUGGUGUGGCCGGAGGGGACCCCCCCACCACCGUGCGCGUUGCGUUCUCGAGUUGGCGUCACUUUCUCACGCUCCUCCUUCGCUAAAGGAGGCCGAGACCUCGAGCCACUCGAGGUGGGUCCGUCCGCCCCCAGUGGCCGGGAAGAGUGACCAUGCGUCUCGACGCUCGGGUUACACGCAUCCGCUUAGCGGCUACCCGAAAGUGGCGUUUAAAAUUUUGCGGGGGGGGGGGGUUGUUUUAUUUCACGGAUACGAGUUUGAAUCUUUGCUAAUGCAGGAUAAAAAAAAAACUUUCAAGUCAAGCGAGCUCUUUGCUCAUCUUGCGUCACAGCGGUGUGCGACUGCUGUACUUUUUAAAACGUCAACCUAGUGACACACGGUUGGCUACGUGAAGGUUCGAAAGAAGUUCAAUAUAUAUACAUACAUCAUUACAUGAUUCCUAAAAGUUUGUUUUAUUAAUCAUCAAUGAAGCUUUCUGCCUGUUUAUUAUGCUGCAUUUCCCUUUAAAUUCAGCGGUAGGUUGAUUUCUAUAUUAGUUUAAUGGAAAAAAAGCUUUGAAUAAUCAUACAUAUGCACGGAUUAUGUGACACUUUCCAACAUGCGUUUGUCCUCGAAAGUAUACAAUUAGCAGUAAAUAAGCCGAUGGAUAAUUAUCAGGGCAAAAUGUGUUUGCAUGUUGACAAAUCGUCUUUUUUUCCCUGUGGUUUGUGUCUCCGAUUUUUGUUGGCCAACGCUUGCAUCAAUUUGGGCGGUUUUCAAUCGGGGAAAGUCUCAGACAGCAGCACGAUUAUAUACUAAAGUUGAAUUUCACAUUGGAUUAUGGUCACAAGAGUGAUGGUGCCUCCUCCCUACGUUACGGACGGCCAGCCAGCCGGGUGGCCAGAGACUCGUGCGUGAACUCUCUCGACCAUAGUUGGGGACUGUCAAGCAAUAUAAUUGCUUCCCAGCAGUGGAUUUCUCUGCAAGUGUGACAGCUGUUCAGAAGAGACCUUCCAAGUGGCAGGAUGAAAGAGCCAGACUCGGCAGCUUGAAGGAGAACUGGGAUUUGUGAUGGAGAUCGUGGUCUGAUGUGAUGUAGCUCAGUCUGACGGUGCCGACUCCCACACAAGUGAGGCUCGUAUAUUGACAACAACAAUGAAACUUCGAGGAAAUGCAAAGCUCAUUUGGAUUUGCAAGAAAAUCCACGGAUUACCUCAAUUAACAGGACGGAGCAGCUCGAUCAACACUCGGAGAGCUAGCGUUGUCAGGUCGGCAAAAGCAAACGCCGAGGAGCGAAACUAAUCGCCGCGCCUCUUCGAUAGACGGAUCCGCACGACUGCGUCAACCUCGUGACAACCACCGCCAAGACUCUUUUCCCCCCCACCACCCCUCAUCCACCGCCCGCCGUGCCGCACAUUCGCGGUUUAACUUGGUGGGGGGGGGAGGGGAGGAAGGCGCUCUCCCAAGACGACUUUUGCAGGACUGCCCCGGACGGACGGACGUGCGUGCGAUCGAGGACUGAGCGGGUCGCCCCAUGAGCGGGCGCGAUGGCGUGGACCUGCUCGCCGAGAAGCUGCUCGUCGCGGCGCACAGGGGCCGUGUGGGCGACGUCGUGGAGCUCAUCAAUCGAGGCGCCCCCAGCGCCAUCAACAAGCACGGACGCUCCCCGCUGCACCUGGCAGCGAGCCGUGGCCAUGCGGAGGUGGUGCGGUUGUUGGCGAGCGCCGGCUGCAACCUGGACCUGCAGGACGACGGUGGCCAGACGGCGCUGCACCGCGCAGUCGAGGCGGGCAGCACGGCCGUGCUGUCGGUGCUCCUGGAUGAGGGCUGCUCGCUCGACCGCCAGGACACGUCUGGGAGCACUGCUCUGCAUGAGGCUGCGUGGAAGGGCUACAGCCAGUCCGUGAAGCUGCUGGUGAAGGCAGGUGCCAACGUCCACGUCAAGAACCACGCAGGGAGCACCCCGCUACACCUCGCCUGCCAGAACGGACACUCGCAGAGCUGCCGGGGACUGCUGCUCGGUGGAUCGCGUCCGGACGCCAAGAACCACAUGGGCGACACGUGCACGCACAUCGCGGCCCGCUACAACCACGUCACCGUCGUGCGCAUCCUCAUCAGCGCUUUCUGCUCCGUCGACGAAAAGAACGAGCUUGGUGACACGGCGCUGCACGUGACCGCGCAGCUUAACCACAGGAAAGUGACGCGACUGCUCCUGGCAGCUGGGGCCAACCCAACGCCCAAGAACAACGCUGAGCUGACGCCGCUGGACGUGGCCAGGGAGCACGACAACGCCGAUGUGGCUCUCCUGCUCAGCCGGGCACCGCAUGCUGCGAGCGUCGUGCCCAGGAGGCGAAGCGGAAAGGAGAGGGAGCCGCCCGCGCAGCAGAGGCGCUCACGAUCCGUCCCUCGCAACCACAAGGUGUUUAAGGAUCGCUCGUCCACAAACGGCAGCAGCAGCAGCAGCCAGCGAGCGGGCGGGUCCGGGGAGAGGACGGGGAGGCGGGGGAAGCAGCUCGCUCCACUCAGUCUCUCAGCCACGUCCCCGACAGCAGCCACAGCCGCCACAGCCGCCGGCACCACCACAGCCGUCGCCCUGCCUCUGACACAGAGAGGGACUCACAAGAGGGGCAUCACCUUUUCCGACCCGGCCUACUUAACGAGCCAUUCGGCGCCCGGCCGCCGUGACGACAAGAGGAGGUGGAAACCGCGCCAGGGGUCGGUGGCGGCCCUCGCCCCUCCCCGGCCCGCGUCUCCACCCCCGCCGACCCAGCGCGCCUACCAGCUCUACACCCUGUACCGCGACCGCGAGGGAAAGCUCAAGCAGGCCGCCCUCAACGGGUGUCGCUGCGACCCGCUGAUUCAGCGAGUCGACGGGAAGAUGGAGGCGACGCGGGAGGAGCUCAUGGCGGAGAUCGACUGCGUCAAGGACAGGGUCAACGCUCGCCUCGGGGAGGUGGAGAGCCGGACCAAGCACCAGCUGCUGCGGAUCAACAAGCUGACGAAGGAGCGCGUCGCGGCCGAGGGCACGAAGUGCCUGCACCGAAUCGACCAGCGAGCGGUGGCCGAACGCAGGGACGUACUCGCCCAACAGGAGGCUGUGAGCCAGGAGAUCAGGACGGAUCUGCAAGCCUGGUGCCUCGAGAAGAUUCAAGCCAUGGAGAGCCGCCUCCGAGAUGGCUCCCCUCGCCCUGAACCCAGAGAGAAGCCGGCCGACAGACAGUCAUAUGAUACCUCGGUCGGCCAGGCACUCAACGGUAGUGCUUCCGCCAGGCAGGAAGAGGCGACCGGUACAAGCAUGAUAGACGCGUUCGCGCCGUCGCCUUCGCAUUCCCGCUCGACGUCCUUUUCCGCUUCUGCUUCCGCCGAUCGGCAGGAGUCCCAGCAGGGCGGCGAUGGCGGCGGCGCCGGCGCAGGUGGCAGCCGUGGCUUCUACCUUAGCCUGCAGCACAGCCCCACCGCGCCGCCCUCCCUGCGACACGGGGCGUCGCCCACGGCAGAGCUGGCGGCCCCCGUCGUGGCGGUCGAACCUGCGUACGCGUUUGAACACGGGGCGCAGGGCCCGGCCGUCCUGGAGCCGGGCGGUGGUGCGGCACGCCGCUCGCCGGAGCUGGUGGCGCUGGGUCUGGGGGACGCGCCCGGCGCAAGGGACGCCCUGCAGGUGACCCGGUGCUUCCUGGACGCAGUCUCGUCCCACCUGGAGGGUUGGUACCUGCGUCGAGUGGAGGAGGAGCGGGCGGAGGUGGCGCGAAGGGCGAUGCAGGACCGUGCCGAGAUGCAGGCGCAGAUCCGGACGCUGGAGGAGCAGCUGCGUGCGAUGAAGACGCAAGCGGGGGCGCGUGGGGAGGAAGAGACACGGCCCGGGCGAUGACACCGUGACACGCCACGAAUUUAGUUGUUUCGCCAUGGCAGGGUUUCCCGAGCUCCAAUCCUCGUGAACCACCACAGACUACCUUUCCGUGUUUAUGUCGCUACACUCUGCAUGCGCUCGAUUAUGAAACAUAGUGCCAUACAUAGCCAGCGAGAAAGAAUAUCCUGUGGGGAGGCUGCAAAUAAACUUUGAGGGUGCUGAGAUCAUUAUCAUCAGCCAAGGUUUAUCCACUGCUGGAUGGUGGCCUCCUCAAGCUACCGCCACCUCUCAUAUUCUGCAAUGUAAUAUACACAAGUAGACUUUUUAAAUGAAUUAAAUAUUUAUUUUUCGGCCGAUGAAGUUAGAUAUUUUAUAAAUGUAUGGAAAUGAGAGUGUAAAGUUACCACUAACAGAGCAUGUGGUAUACGUCAUUGCCAAGGACAUGGAUUCACACAUUGUGUCCGUAUACCACAAGAUCUGCUAGUCGUGAGUUUCUUACUCUCUUUCCGAGUCCGGCUACUCAAGAUUUCACUGGAUAGUCUGUGUGUGAAUACACGAUGGUUUGAGAGGGCUAAGCUCUCUUAGCCUUGGCCAACGGCCGCCUAUAGUGACAAAGAGAGCGUUCCAUACAUCACGUGGGACGUGUUUAGCAAUCAUCAGGCAUGUGCAGCGUGUCACGACUUAAUCUGCAAUUCAACUGAUAAAAUCGAUAAACGUGGAAAGAUGUAGGAGAGGAAUGGCGUUUAGGAAACCGUGCACUAUGAGAUGUAUUAAAAAAACUGUUUAACGCGCAACGCGUUCUAAUUUAAAAUAGAGCAUUUAUUUUCACAUUAUAUUUUGGUAAGCAUGUAUGCCUGCAUGUGUCAUUUCAACAAGCGGCAUCGAUAAUGGACUGUUCGAAGAAUAUGUUGUCACGUGCUGAGGUCAUAGACUGAAAGUUUGCAUAUUUAUUUGCACGUCUUUCUUGUUCUGCAAUGAGGGGUUAGAAAUGAUCCGAGUCUCUUGUCCGCAUCAUUUCAAGGAAAGGACUUUGGCUGCAAGUGCCCUGCUAUAGAACAGAGUUUCUUUUGGUGCACUGGAAUGCCACCUGUUCUGAGUAUAAUAACCAGGUCACUUUGGCUAAAUCUUUUCAAUUUCAAUCUGAGAAAUUAAAAAAGCGGCAAGAAUGUUCUGGUUGUUACGGUUGGAACGCCUAAAUUCAUCAACACCCAGGAGCUGAUUAGAUCUUUUCGGGGACACUCCAAGUGAAAUUACAAGUCUUAUGUAAGUUACAUACGAGCGCUAAAAAUGCACGCCGACUUCCAGCAACACAGAACGUUAUGUAAGUGACUGUGUCGUGAAGUCGGUUGCAGCCACGCAUUAUAGCAGCAGACUUCUCUGUCAUUUUGUGUUCCCGUGAGCAGCUGCCAGGGCAAUUAAAUUCUCGCGACGCAGAGGGUAACUCUCCUAUGUACGUUUGACGAGUUUCAUUUCCUGAAGCCAGGCAACAAGUCUGCAGAACAGAACUUUAAUGUCCCAAGUGAUGGGUGGUGCUUGCAUAAGAUAAUAGGGGGUUUUCUCCAAGCUAAUUGUAGAAACUGAGCUCUCUCAUAGUGGUAUGGACUACCAGACUAUGUUACUGUAAUUCUGCAGCGCAAUUUGGCUUCUGUGAAGCCCUCCCUUUUGAAAAUUAUCUUAAAGUAUUACGCCCGAUGCGGUCUCAAACUUCAAAUGCAGUCACCACGCCUCCUGCCUGCAGUACCCGGUGAUGGAUUUGGUGCAGAGUUGCAUUCCUGAUACUCAGCCGAGCUAAGGAAUGCCCACGCAUCAAAAGAAAUGCAAUUUAAAAUGCGCGUAUGUUACGGUCGUCACGUACCGCAAGUUAUAAAAUGGAAAAGCUGUGCCGCGUUUUUCUGUUUCUUUCUCAAAAGAUAUCGAACAGCAACCAUCGUUACUGUACUAUUGGCUGUACAUUGUUGUACGUUUCCAUAUUGUAAUGUAUGCCAUUUUUUCAGUAAAACUUGAAAAAUAAAUGCGCUAAUCCAGUGG